Molecule: messenger RNA, 3116 nt
Organism: Melanaphis sacchari
Lineage: Eukaryota; Metazoa; Arthropoda; Insecta; Hemiptera; Aphididae
Product: oxysterol-binding protein-related protein 6-like
Exons: 17
Coding region: 141-2858 (905 amino acids)
Cellular component (GO): cytosol; plasma membrane; intracellular membrane-bounded organelle
Molecular function (GO): cholesterol binding
Source: RefSeq, a predicted model, not a curated record
ACAAUCAUAAUACUUAUUAUUAUUCAAAAAAAUAUAAUUGCUAACCUUGGCAGCGCAGUCUGCGGUAGCAAGUGCGCAAAGAUGUUUACCAACAACCUUUCAUAGUCAGUACAUCUAAUUAUUAAAUUGAAAAAACAGUGAUGGCUAGCAGUUCCAAUUCCAUAGCCGUACCUCGCGAUAUGGAAAAGAAAAAAUCACCUCAGUUAAGUUUCAAAAGACGAACUGUCGUUGCCAACUCCGAUUCGGAUGCUAGUGUAGAUAGCAAUACACCUUCAGUAGAAUCAAAAGAUGACGGUUUUAUUUAUCAUAAAAGGAAACUCGGACGAGAACCAGGUUCUAAAAAAGUUAUACGCCGUGGUACAGAAUGGGAGAUAGUUGAAGGUUUAAAAGAUGGACAAAGGUAUGACAAAAAACCAGACAUCUUUAAAGGUUAUUUACAUAAGAAACGAAAGUGGCCACUUAAAGGGUGGCAUAAGCGUUAUUUUGUAUUGGACAAAGGAAUAUUAAAAUAUGGAAAAAAUCCAUUAGACAUGUCUAGAGGUAAAAUUCAUGGUCAAGUUGACAUUGGUCUAUCUGUAAUAUCUACAAAAUAUCAACGAAAACGAUUAGACAUUGAUGCUGAAGAAUUCAUUUACCAUUUAAAAGCAAAAACAUUUGAAGCAUUUUCUGAAUGGGUAAAAGAAAUAAAGCAACAUCGUCUUUAUAGACAACAUGUUUUAACUUUUGGUCAAACAAAGCAGUCACAGUCUCCACUACAAAAAAAAACAACUUUAAUAUCUCCUGUAGAAUCGAUUAAAAACUGUACUCCAAAUGUACGUUUAAAUGGCUGGUGUUCACAAUUAGAUUCAGCAACUUCAGAAAUUAAACAAGUUGAACAAAAUUUAAAGUCUUUAAAUCGAAUACUUGAUCAAUUAGAAUCAGUUGAUAAUGAUGUUGGUGUACUCGAUGGAAUUCCAGUUACAAAAAAGAGCACUAGGUUUCGUUUACGUAAGAAAAAAAGUGGUGGUGGUAGUUGGGGUGGUACAAUUGCUGGAUGGGGAAUUGAUAUGAAUCAAUCAAUCAGUCAAUCAACAAAUAAAGCUGUUGAUGUUACAGACUUGUCUGGUUUUCCUACUGGAAUAGCUUCUCAACAUUUAUCCAAUAGCAAUCCAUCAUUAACUGUUAAUCCGUCACCUAGUGAUCUUCAACUCUAUACAGAUUUUGUGAUUUUAGCAAAAGAUAUUCAAAAUAGUUUUAAGUGCAUAAUGGAUGCAAUUAGUGAAGAACGCAGUCAUGUUUUUGUUGGAGAUGCAACCGAUGACAAAUUAUCUAAUUAUCGAGUAGCUUUAAGUAAAGCCAUUCAACAAAAUAGUGAACUUCGUGCUAAAUUAAAUAAUAUUCAUAUUACUUCAGAUACAUCAAAUUUUCCAGAUCCCGUACUAAGUUCAUCAUUAUCAUAUAGUUCUGGCGUUAGUGGUUCAGAAGUAUUUUUCGAUGCUGAAGAGUAUCAAGGUGGUAAAAUGAACGAUUGUAAUGAAACUGUAACAAAUGAAUUAAUUGCUGGUGAAGUAGUUACUCAAACCUCAGAUACAUCUUCUGAAGCAGGAUCUCUAUCAUCAGAAGAUGGUUCUAUAUCUUCAGAAAACAGUGAUGGGGCCACAUCUGAGUAUAAUAAUCCACAAGGACUAGAUUGUGAAGGAUCUGGUGAUAUCAGGAAUAUGACUGGACGGCGUACUAAACUACCAUGUCCAAAACCUGAUACUGAAGGAUUGUCCUUAUGGAAUCUCUUAUGCAAAAACAUUGGUAAAGAUCUUUCCCAAGUUUCCAUGCCAGUUGCACUUAAUGAACCUCUUAACAUGUUGCAGCGUAUGUGCGAAGAACUAGAAUACAGUGAACUUUUAGAUAAAGCAUCUGAACAAUCUGAUGUUUAUGAACGCAUGGUAUAUGUAGCAGCAUUUGCAGUAUCUAGUUAUGGAUCCAGUUAUUAUAGAGCUGGGUCAAAACCAUUUAACCCACUUUUGGGUGAGACCUAUGAAUGUAUACGAGAUGAUAAAGGUUUCAAAUUCAUUGCAGAACAAGUUAGUCAUCAUCCACCAGUUAGUGUAUGUCAUGCUGAAUCAAAAAAUUUUAUAUUUUGGCAAGAUGUUAGAAUUAAGACAAAAUUUUGGGGGAAAUCUAUGGAAUUUCAACCAACAGGGUAUGUGAAUGUACAGCUACUAUGUCAGGAUAGCAAAGAUCAUUAUAGAUGGAAUAAGGUGACAACUUGUGUUCAUAACUUAUUUGGUGGACAAAGAUCUGUAGAUCAAUAUGGUGAACUGAAAAUUACUAAUUUGGAUAAAAAUAUUACAUGUAAAUUAACAUUUUUGAAGGCUAGUUAUUUUUCUGCUAAACGUCAUGAAAUACACGGUGUUGUAAUUGAUGAAAAUGAAGGAAAAGUUGUACGUAAACUAUUUGGUAAAUGGAAUGAAGCUCUGUAUUGUGGAGUUUCUGCUGCACCGUCUGCAAAAUGUAUAUGGAGACCAGGUACCAUGCCAGAAGACUAUGAGUUAUACUAUGGAUUUACGAGAUUUGCAAUGGAAUUAAAUGAGCUUGAUUUAGAAACAGCCAAGUUGUUACCAAAAACCGAUACUAGAUUUCGGCCGGAUCAAAGACUAUUAGAGGAAGGUGAUUUGAAUCGUGCUGAAUCUAUGAAACUCAAUUUAGAGCAAUUACAACGUGAACGUCGUAAACAAAAAGAAGAAACCGGAGAACAACAUGAACCCAAAUGGUUUAGAAAAACUGUUAGAAAUGGUAUUGAAACUUGGGAAUUUAAUAAUACGUAUUGGGAUAUACGUAAAAACCCAGGAUUUACUAAUUACCAUUUUGAAAAACUUUGGUGAAUGUUACCAUUAAGUUUUAUGUAAUCAAUGUGUCAUUUGGUCAGUUAGUGGUGAUAUGGUUUAGGUUAGCUUUUUGUUUUAAUAAAAUUUGUUGAACAAAAUUAUAUGAAUCAAAUAGUCUUAAAAUUGAGACAAAUUAGUUUAUCUAGUCAAUAUUUUCAUACUCAUGUCUUUGUACUGUACUUUUCCAUUAUAUUUAAUUUUUUUCCAUUAAAAAUCAUUUAAAAAAAUUUUCAAUCUUGUAUCCUUUUAAAAUUU